Molecule: messenger RNA, 1936 nt
Organism: Spodoptera exigua (beet armyworm)
Lineage: Eukaryota; Metazoa; Arthropoda; Insecta; Lepidoptera; Noctuidae
Source: the annotation of a GenBank genome assembly
CUUGUGAUAAGAUGUAUGUUCUUUUUGAUAAUACAUAUCGCUAAGUAGUUUACUGUCUGAUUCACGCCCCGAUGUCCACAACAACACUUAUUAAUCCUCUGUGGUAACUUGAGAACUGUUUAACCAAUCAAUGAACGAGUCUGGCCCUCAGUCGUCAUUCAUAUUGCAACCAAAACUCACAUGCGCGUAAAUAAAACCUAUUUUACGUUUAGCCGGAACAUUGGUACCGGCCGGUAACUCAUGUAGUAUUGUUCUUUUUUUAAAUAUUAGUUUUCCAAAAUGGCUCCCUAUAAAGUUUGUUUUUUAUUUGGAAUAUUAGCUGUUUGUUUCUUUGGUGCUUGUUUGGCCGACAUCCCGUGUGAAGCUAGAAAGAUUACGGGCAAGUCUGUGGUGUGUGUGUGCAACGCUACGUACUGCGAUACUAUAUCGAGGGAACCUUUCGUGCCCAACACAUAUGUUGUGUACUCCAGCUCACAGAGUGGAUUACGAUUUAGCAAGAACAGAGCUGAACUGAAACAAGCGAAUUAUUCCGAUACAGGAUGUAUUCCAACAUUAGUGCUGAACCCCAAAGUGAAGUACCAAACGGUGGAAGGUUUCGGAGGAGCGACCACCGACGCCGCUGGUAUCAACUGGAAGAACUUGAGCCUGCCUCUACAGAAGUUCCUGAUUGACUCAUACUUUAGCGACAAAGGUCUGCAGUACAAUAUGAUCCGCGUUCCCAUCGGCGGCACGGACUUCUCAACUCACGCGUACGCGUACAACGAGCUCCCUGUCAACGACACCAAGUUAUCUAACUUCACGCUUACUUACGAAGACUUCCAUUAUAAGAUCCCGAUGAUAAAGGCGGCGAUGCAAGCGUCGAGCACGCCGGUCCACGUGAUAGCGACGACAUGGUCCCCCCCGCUGUGGAUGAAGACGCGCCCGGUGUACAGAGGCCGCAGUCUCCUCAAGCCGGAGUACUACCAGACUUACGCCGACUACCACUACAAGUUCCUGGAGAAGUACAAGGAGCAGGGUAUCAACGUGUGGGGUAUCACGACCACUAACGAGCCGACAACGGGACUCGUUGGGUUCAUUCACUCCGUCAACAACCUCGGGUGGACCGCGGCGAGUAUGGGUAGAUGGAUAAUCAUGAACUUGGGGCCUACCAUACGUAACUCGACGUUCAAGGAUGUUAAAAUAAUAACAGGAGACGAUCAGAGGCUGACACUGCCGUACUGGGCAAAUGUGCUGGUGGCCGAGCACCCGAAAGUACUGGAUUACGUGGACGGUAUCGCAGUGCAUUAUUACACGGACUUCCUCACUCCCGCCUCCAUCCUCACUGAGGUCUCCAAGUCGUUCCCCAACAAGUUCAUCAUUGCCACCGAAGCUUGCGAAGGAAGUAUACCGAUACUCGAGAAACAUGUCGACGUAGGGUCCUGGGUGAGGGCGAAGAAAUACGCGAUUGAUAUCAUUGAUGACAUAAACCAUGACGUAGUGGGUUGGAUAGACUGGAACCUGUGCCUCAACGUGCAAGGUGGGCCGUCCUACACAGCCAACCACGUGGACUCGCCCAUCCUGGUCUUCCCAGAAUUCAAUGCCUUUAUCAAACAGCCCAUGUUCUACGCCAUGGGACAUUUCUCCAAGUUUGUCCCUCGAGGGUCGCGGAGGAUACAGGUCACCCAGAAAUGUGGAUGGAAGAGGUCUCUAUGGACCACUGCCUUCAUUACUCCACAGAAUAAUGUCGUUGUGGUGCUUUAUAACGAUGGUAAGGCGACCAAAGUGAUCCUUCAGUUAGGAAGUAAGCAAGCAGUCGUCGAGAUGGAAGCUAACUCUAUGGCCACCGUGGAACUACCGCCUAAUGUAAACUUCUAGAAUACAUUUUAUUGUGAUUAUUUACUUACGUAAUAUCUUUUUGUUUUUCUAUUAGAUAUGUAAGCUGGUUAAAUAUUUCAUU